AUGGGCGGGACUUGUCAAGCCGGUGCGUUGAGUUGUGAUACGCCAUUUUGCAGUGACAGCGGUGCGAUAAAACAGUGGAGACAGAAAGCUCGAGAAGUCCCUGUUCAGAGUGUAAAGCAUGGGGAAUAUCUUUGCGACCCUGUUUAAGGGUUUGUUUGGGAAGAAGGAGAUGAGAAUUCUUAUGGUCGGUCUUGAUGCCGCCGGUAAAACCACCAUCCUGUACAAACUCAAGCUGGGAGAAAUAGUCACCACCAUUCCCACUAUCGGUUUUAACGUAGAGACGGUAGAGUAUAAGAAUAUCAGUUUCACAGUUUGGGAUGUCGGUGGCCAGGACAAAAUCAGACCACUUUGGAGGCACUACUUCCAGAACACUCAAGGUCUGAUCUUCGUAGUGGAUAGUAAUGACAGGGAACGAGUUAAUGAAGCCAGAGAGGAGUUGACGAGAAUGUUAGCAGAAGACGAGUUGCGUGAUGCUGUGCUUCUCGUUUUUGCAAACAAACAGGACCUUCCCAAUGCCAUGAACGCUGCUGAGAUCACAGAUAAACUGGGCCUUCACGCCCUUCGUCAUCGUAACUGGUACAUCCAGGCCACCUGCGCCACCAGCGGAGACGGGCUCUACGAGGGGCUGGACUGGCUCUCCAAUCAGCUGAAAAAUCAGAAAUGAGCUCAUCUACAGCCUCCAAAUCUGUGUGUGUGUUGUUGUAUGAAUGGGUAGGUGUGCGUGAUUUGUACGAGAGAGCCAUACAAACACACACUGCUAAAGUACUGACCCAGACUUUGACUGAACUCGGUAUCCCAUGUUCCCCUCUUUCGUUUGGGUUUGGGCAUUGCUGAUUCAGACUGUGUUUGUGUGUGUGUGUGUGUGUGUGUGCGCGCGUAUGUGUGCAUAGUUUAUCUUUAUUAUGCAUGUUGUUCAUGUGUGUAUGAAGGCUUUAUUGUCUGUUUGCUUGGUUUGGGAAUGACCCUGGCGUGCCUUUUAUACACACACACAUCUCCUCUUAUCGUUCCACCUCACAAACCGUAAUACGUCUCUCAUUGUUUUUGCUCCAUACUGCACCACGUGUGGUUUUCACAUGGCGAAGAAAGAACCAAGGUUGUCAUAAUGCACCUGCAAUAACUUAGUAUUCCAGCAUUACUGGCCUGCUGAAUAUACAACCUGUCUACUUUAGAUAUAGCGUUUUAAAUUGAGACUAAAAACCUGCCCUUUAUCUUUAGGAAAAAUUGUGGUGUAACCUGUAUCAGGUCAGGAUAGCUUCACCAUCCUUGAUCGUUCUUUUCAGUCAUUUGAAAAUCAAGCUGUUUUAUUUUCGGCUCUUCAGCUCCAUUUUGGUGAAUGUGGGUAGUGGAGUCGUGGGCCGAUCUGGUUUCCUGCUGUACACUACCUGUUUCUGGCCGCCACACAGACCCCAAGCACAAUCACAGACUGCUGAACAUUCCCCUUCCACCAAAUUGUUGGAUUUGAUUUGAAUUAAAACAAAACAUCAUAUAUUACAA
Molecule: messenger RNA, 1494 nt
Organism: Carassius gibelio (silver crucian carp)
Lineage: Eukaryota; Metazoa; Chordata; Actinopteri; Cypriniformes; Cyprinidae
Product: ADP-ribosylation factor 1-like
Exons: 5
Coding region: 119-664 (181 amino acids)
Biological process (GO): intracellular protein transport; vesicle-mediated transport
Cellular component (GO): cytoplasm; plasma membrane
Molecular function (GO): GTPase activity; GTP binding
Source: RefSeq, a predicted model, not a curated record